AACAGGGCAAAACCCUGACUUCCGGCGGCAUUUUGAGGCGGUCCUCCUAGCGGCCUGGUAGUGUUUUUGUUGCCUUUUCUUGCUCGCCAACGUCUUCAUUCUUCUUCUUCCUGCUUUCCUGUGUCGCUUGAUCCUGGCAAGGCGGCGGGCGGCUUUUGCUUUUUAGCCGCUCCGGGAGCCCCUCGCUAGGCGAGGGCCGGUUCCCGGGAGCCGCGCGUGCACCUCUUUCUCUUCAUCGUAGUCCUCCCGGGGCCAGGCGCGGGGACAGAGUCGCCUUCCCCGCUCCCCGGAACGGAGGCGGCGGUGGCGCCCCCGGAUUGCGCUUGCGAGGGGAGCUCGAGCAGCAGGAAAAUCCUCUGUGAUUUUAUAGUGUUACCUACAGUUUUAUCUGCUUCCAAAUUAUGGACCCAGUUAUUUAAGUCUGAAGAAUUUUACAGUUUUGCCUCUCUGUUUUUUGGUUAAAGUAAUUCAAAAUGUCAAAAAUUAGAAGGAAGGUCACAGUGGAAAAUACCAAGACCAUCUCUGAUAGCACGUCCCGAAGACCUAGUGUAUUUGAGAGGCUUGGACCCAGCACUGGCAGCACAGCAGAGACACAGUGCCGUAACUGGCUGAAGACUGGCAACUGCCUCUAUGGAAACACAUGUAGGUUCAUACAUGGCCCUUCACCUCGUGGUAAAGGUUACAGCAGCAAUUACAGAAGGUCACCAGAAAGACCCACAGGGGAUCUCAGAGAAAGAAUGAAAAACAAGCGCCAAGAUGUGGACAGCGAGCCUCAGAAACGAAAUGCAGAGGAGUCAUCCUCACCUGUUAGGAAAGAAUCUUCAAGAGGGAGACAUAGGGAAAAGGAAGACAUAAAAAUCACUAAGGAGAGAACUCCAGAAAGUGAAGAAGAAAAUGUAGAAUGGGAAACUAAUAGAGAUGAUUCUGACAAUGGAGAUAUUAAUUAUGAUUAUGUUCAUGAGUUAUCACUGGAAAUGAAACGUCAGAAAAUUCAGAGGGAAUUAAUGAAGCUGGAACAAGAAAACAUGGAGAAGAGAGAAGAAAUUAUCAUUAAAAAGGAGGUUUCACCGGAUGUGAUUAGAUCAAAAUUGUCUCCAUCACCUUCUCUAGGAAAGUCUGGUAAAUCUCCAAAGCGGAAAUCAAGUCCCAAGUCAUCUUCUUCAGCUAACAAGAAAGACAGGAAGACAUCUGCAGUAUCUUCUCCCCUGUUGGACCAGCAGAGGAAUUCAAAAAGCAACCAAAGUAAAAAGAAAGGACCACGUACUCCUAGUCCACCUCCUCCGAUACCAGAAGAUAUUGCUCUGGGGAAAAAAUACAAGGAAAAGUAUAAAGUAAAAGAUAGGAUAGAAGAAAAGCCAAGAGAUGGAAAAGACAGAGGACGAGAUUUUGAAAGACAGAGAGAAAAACGAGACAAGCCCAGGUCUACUUCCCCUUCAGGACAUCAUUCUCCUAUAUCUUCUAGACAUCACUCAUCUUCCUCACAAUCAGGAUCCUCUAUCCAAAGACAUUCUCCCUCUCCUCGUCGCAAAAGGACGCCUUCCCCAUCUUACCAGCGGACCCUGACUCCACCUUUACGACGUUCUGCUUCUCCUUAUGCUUCACAUUCUUUGUCCUCUCCUCAGAGAAAGCAGAGUCCCCCAAGACAUCGCUCCCCAAUGCGAGAGAAGGGGAGGCAUGAUCAUGAACGAACUUCGCAGUCUCAUGAUCGGCGUCAUGAAAGGAGAGAAGACACUAGAGGCAAAAGGGAUAGAGAAAAGGAUACAAGAGAAGAACGAGAGUAUGAGCAAGAUCAGAGCUCUUCUAGAGACCACAGGGAAGACAGAGAACCUCGAGAUGGUCGUGAUCGAAGAGAUACCAGAGAGCGAAGGGAACUGAGAGACUCCAGAGACAUUCGGGACUCCAGAGAGAUGAGGGAUUAUGGCCGAGAAACCAAAGAGAGCCGCGAUCCCAGAGAUUCUCGGUCUACUCGAGAUGCCCAUGAGUACAGAGACCGUGAAGGUCGAGAUACGCAUCGAAAAGAGGAUGCAUACCAGGAAGAAUCCCGGAAUUAUGGCAGAAACCAUUUGAGAGAAGAAAGUUCUCGUACUGAGAUAAGGAAUGAUUCUAGAAAUGAGUCUCGAAGUGAAAUUAGGAAUGACCGAAUGGGCAGAAGUAGGGGGAGAGGUCCAGAGUUACCUGAAAAGGGAAGCCGAGGCACAAGAGGUUCUCAAAUUGAUAGUCACAGUAGUAAUAGCAACUAUCAUGACAACUGGGAAACUCGAAGUAGCUAUCCUGAAAGAGACAGAUACCCUGAAAGAGACAACAGAGAUCAAGCAAGGGAUUCUUCUUUUGAGAGAAGACAUGGAGAGAGAGACCGGCGUGACAACCGAGAAAGAGCUCCUAUGUUCUACACCUCCUGCUGCCCCUAUCCUUUGCCACCAGUGUUCUCAGGUCCUGCUGGGGGGACAGAGAAGAUCAGAGAUCAAAGACCAAGCUCACCAAUUCGACAUCAGGGGAGGAAUGACGAGCUUGAGCGUGAUGAAAGAAGAGAGGAACGAAGAGUAGACAGAGUGGAUGAUAGAAGAGAUGACCGGGCUAGAGAGAGAGACCGGGAACGAGAACGAGACAGGGAGCGGGAAAGGGAGCGGGAGCGGGAGCGGGAAAGAGAGAAAGAACGGGAACUGGAAAGAGAGAGAGCCAGGGAACGGGAGAGAGAGAGGGAAAGAGAAAAAGAGAGGGAACGUGAAAGAGACCGAGAGCGUGAACAUGAUCGAGAGAGGGAGCGAGAGAGGGAGCGAGACAGGGAGAAGGAGCGGGAGCGAGAGCGAGAAGAAAGGGAGAGGGAGCGAGAGCGAGAACGGGAGCGAGAGCGAGAACGGGAAAGGGAACGAGAAAGAGCAAGAGAAAGGGACAAAGAGCGAGAACGCCAGAGGGAUUGGGAAGACAAAGACAAGGGACGAGAGGACCGCAGAGAAAAGCGGGAAGAUAUCCGAGAAGAGAGGAAUCCCAGAGAUGGCCAUGAGGAGAGGAAAUCCAAGAAACGCUAUCGAAAUGAAGGAAGCCCUAGCCCACGGCAGUCACCUAAGCGCCGGCGUGAACAUUCUCCCGAUAGUGACACCUACAACAGUGGUGAUGAUAAAAAUGAAAAACAUAGACUCUUGAGUCAGGUUGUACGACCACAAGAAUCGCGUUCUCUCAGUCCAUCACACCUCACGGAAGACAGGCAGGGUAGAUGGAAAGAAGAGGAUCGCAAGCCAGAGAGAAAAGAGAGUUCAAGGCGCUAUGAAGAGCAAGAACUCAAAGAGAAAAUUUCUUCUGUAGAUAAACAGAGAGAACAGAUAGAAGUCCUGGAAAGCUCCAGAACACGUUCUCAGGACAUUAUAGGACAUCACCAGUCUGAAGAUCGAGAUAUAUCUGAUCGAGUUCAUGAUGAAAAUAAGAAAAAAGCCAAAAUUCAGAAGAAACCUAUUAAGAAAAAGAAAGACGAUGAUGUUGGAAUAGAGAGAGGUAACCUAGAGACAGCAUCUGAAGAUGGUCAAGUAUUUUCACCAAAAAAAGGACAGAAGAAGAAAAGUAUUGAAAAGAAGCGUAAAAGAUCCAAAGGUGAUUCUGAUAUUUCUGAUGAAGAAGCCGCCCAGCAAAGUAAGAAGAAAAGAGGCCCACGGACUCCCCCCAUAACAAUUAAAGAGGAGUUGGUUGAACUUUCCACUGAUAAGGAUGGCAUUCUAGAGGAUCCUCAGAAAAAAGAAGAUACAGCUUUCAGUGAUUGGUCUGAUGAGGAUGUGCCUGAUCGUACCGAGGUGACAGAAACAGAGCACACGGCUACCACUGUCACUCCCGGUGGUACCCCCUCUCCCCUGUCCUCUCUUCUUCCUCCUCCACCUCCUAUGGCUACUGCCACUGCGAUGGCUACUCCUGCUCUUGCCCCCACUGCUACUGCCAACACUGCCACCACGAUUUCCACCUCUGCCAAUACCACCAGUACUUUUGCCAAUGAGGAUUCACAUAGAAAAUGCCACAGAACACGAGUGGAAAAAGUUGAGGCGUGUCAUGUUACUAUAGAGGACACCCCACAUCGCAAGCCAGUGGAUCAGAAGAGGAGUAGCAGCCUUGGGAGCAAUCGGAGUAAUCGCAGUCAUACAUCUGGUCGUCUGCGCUCACCAUCCAAUGACUCUGCCCAUCGAAGUGGGGAUGACCAAAGUGGGCGAAAGAGAGUACUGCAUAGUGGCUCAAGGGACAGAGAAAAAACAAAAAGCCUGGAAAUCACAGGAGAGAGAAAAUCGAGGAUUGAUCAGUUAAAGCGUGGAGAGCCCAGUCGAAGUACUUCUUCAGAUCGCCAAGAUUCAAGAAGCCAUAGCUCAAGAAGGAGUUCUCCUGAGUCAGAUCGACAGGUCCACUCAAGGUCCGGGUCAUUUGACAGCAGAGAUAGGCUUCAAGAUCGAGAUCGAUAUGAGCAUGAUAGAGAGCGAGAGAGAGAGAGGAGGGAUACAAGGCAGAGAGAAUGGGAACGGGAUGCCGAGAAAGAUUGGCCACGGAACAGGGAAAGAGAUAGAUUGCGGGAACGAGAAAGAGAAAGAGACAAAAGGAGAGACUUGGACAGGGAAAGAGAGAGACUGGUUCCUGAUUCCAUUGAAAGGGAUAGGGACAGAGACAGAACUUUUGAGAGUUCUUCUCAAAUAGAAUCUGUAAAACGCAGUGAAGCAAAACUGGACAAUGAACAUGAAAGAGAUCCAGACGGUAGUUCACGGGACCCCGUAGCUUUGGAUAAAGAAAGAAUGGAUAAAGACCUGGGAUCUGUGCAGGGAUUCGAAGAUACCAGUAAAGCUGAGAGAACUGAGACUGUUGAAGCAGGAGAAGAUGAGUCCAAGUUAGACGAUGCACAUUCCUUAGGUUCUGGUGCUGGAGAAGGAUACGAGCCAAUCAGUGAUGAUGAACUGGAUGAAAUUCUGGCAGGGGAUGCAGAAAAGAGGGAAGAUCAACAAGAUGAGGAGAAGAUGCCAGAUCCAUUAGAUGUAAUUGAUGUAGACUGGUCUGGUCUUAUGCCAAAGCAUCCAAAAGAACCACGAGAACCUGGGGCUGCACUCCUAAAAUUCACACCUGGAGCUGUUAUGCUGAGAGUUGGAAUUUCUAAAAAGUUGGCGGGUUCUGAACUUUUUACCAAAGUCAAAGAAACAUGCCAGAGACUUUUAGAAAAGCCCAAAGAUGCAGACAAUCUGUUUGAACAUGAAUUGGGGGCUCUCAACAUGGCUGCAUUGUUACGAAAAGAAGAAAGAGCAAGUCUUCUUAGUAAUCUCGGACCGUGCUGUAAAGCUCUGUGCUUCAGACGAGACUCUGCCAUCCGCAAGCAGCUGGUUAAAAAUGAGAAGGGUACUGUAAAACAAGCUUACACAAAUGCUCCAAUGGUAGACAACGAAUUAUUACGAUUGAGUCUUAGAUUAUUUAAACGGAAGACUGCUUGCCAUGCCCCAGGACAUGAAAAGACUGAAGAUAAUAAACUGUCACAGCCCAACAUCCAACAGGAACUGUGUGUAUCUUAAGACUGAAAUUCAGUAUAUUUUUGGUACUACCCUCCUGCAGCAGUGCUCAUUACUUUUCAGAGUUCUUUGAUUUGACAAACUUUGUUGUGACAAAGGCAAAGAAGAUUUAUCAGCCGUGCUAAAAGAGGGAAGAAAUUUGAUCUCUAGAGACUCUAGUUUUGGCUAACUUGGAAUUUUACAUUAAUUUUUACACAGUACUUGCUACUUAUGAAAAAUAAUGUGAAAGCAUCUGGAUUUAGUGGUCUAUUCUGUAUGUUGUGUUAACACUGAAGAUUUUGGACAAAGGUUGUCACUGCUCUUCCAGCCUAUUAAUGUUUUUUAUGAAAUGGAGCCACUGAUUUAUGUUCUGGAUCAUCUAUACAAAAACUGCAUUUUAUUCAUAAACAAUGUAUUCAUCACCGUAAUUGCACAUAUUGUGCAAUACCAUGUUGUACAGAACAUUUGAAAGGGAAUACUGGGCCAGCAUGGUAUGUCUGUAGGCUAAUCUCCAGCAGGAGGGAGCCAAGAUACUUUUUCCUUUUGAAAAUUCUAAAAAUAUUAUUUCAUGAGUCUUUGCUUUUUAAAAUAUGUAUGCGUUGUUACAGUAUAUAUUGAAUGCCUUUGGACCCUAAACGUUUGUUUGUUAUCAGAGACUGUACUAUUUUUAUUUUUAAUAAAUGUACCUUCCCUUCCUUGUUCAAGAUUUAC
Molecule: messenger RNA, 6203 nt
Organism: Lepus europaeus (European hare)
Lineage: Eukaryota; Metazoa; Chordata; Mammalia; Lagomorpha; Leporidae
Gene: ZC3H13
Product: zinc finger CCCH-type containing 13
Exons: 20
Coding region: 474-5516 (1680 amino acids)
Cellular component (GO): nuclear speck
Molecular function (GO): metal ion binding
Source: RefSeq, a predicted model, not a curated record